AUGUCCUGCACACCUGCGUCCAAAUCUCCAUCUCUUACGCUCCGUACCAAUGACCAGGGCAGGGCAGGCAGGCUGCUGCAACGCCUCGGACGUAUCAGAGUGGGAACAGGAAUCAUACGUGAUGUGCGUUCUCGUGCACCCUACUAUCUCAGUGACUGGACGGAUGCCUGGAACUAUCGCGUGGUGCCCGCAAUUGUCCUCAUUUUCUUUGCCAAUGUUCUCCCAGGCAUCGCAUUCUCGCUCGAUCUCAUAGAAACAACGAAUCAGUAUGGGGUAUCGGAGGUGCUACUUUCCUCCUUUAUGGCUGCGUUCAUUUUCUCCAUCUUCGGCGCGCAGCCGCUCUGCAUUGCUGGUGUCACAGGCCCUAUCACUGUUCUGAACAAGACAAUAUACAACAUCAUAGAACGGCAACCUGACGCCCCAAACUACUUGCAAUUCGUUGGAUGGGUGUAUCUAUGGGGUGCUAUACUGCACUGGAUAACAGCAGCCCUCAACUGGUGCAACUUCUUGCAAUACGUUACAUUGUUCUCUUGCGACACCUUUGGCUUCUACGUUUCCUGGGUGUAUCUGCAAUAUGGAGUGCAAGUCGUCACACGAGAAUUUCCUUCUACUUCGGAGCCCUCGGACACCCUAGACGGUGCCUUCGUUGGCAUCAUACUUGCUCUACUAAUGCUCGUCGCGUCCUUCUUGUUCCGUAGCCUGUCACAGUCUGCGUACUUUCACCGCCAUGUGCGCCGAUUCUUCGCCGACUAUGGGAUGCCGAUAUCGCUUGUGGCCUCUUCCGCCAUGGCGUACUGGGGUCGCCUCGACGCUUCCCACCCAAGCACGCUGCCGACCGGUCGUGCAUUUCAGCCUGCGAAUGGCAGGGCCUGGCUAGUCCGCUUCUGGGAACUGGAUGGCAAGUGGGUCGGCAUCGCUUUCCCGUUUGGUGUCGUAUUGUGGGUGCUGUUCUUCUUUGACCACAAUGUCUCAUCCCUCAUGGCCCAAGGUACUGCGUUCCCGCUACGGAAACCGCCCGGUUUCCAUUACGAUUUCUUCCUGCUUGGAAUCACAACCUUCAUCGCUGGGCUACUCGGCUUACCUGCACCAAAUGGCCUGAUCCCUCAAGCUCCCAUUCAUACAACCUCUCUGCUCAUCAUGGGACACCCGGAGAAGAAGGACGUGGAGGAAGACCAGAAUAGACAGUCGUUUAACCGCUCAGUACGUCAAGAGAAACGCCGCGUCGCGGUCCAGGAAGACGAGGAGGUGCAGCGUGUCACGUCGCGGCGAUCGUUCUUUGAGCCAGAGCUAGAGCCGGAUCCUACACGAUCUCGGGAUGGGGAUGGGGACGUGCGGCGGAAUGAGAUCCCCAUUGCUGUCGUUGAGCAGCGUGCCUCGAACCUCGCUCAAGGAGCGCUGUGCCUCGUCUUGUUGACGCGCCCUUUCUUGCAUGUGCUGCACCUGAUCCCGCGAGGAGUACUGGCGGGUCUGUUCUGGUACAUGGGUGCAGAUGCAUUGCAAGGGAAUGGUAUCACGCGCAAGAUACUGUAUUUCUUCCAGGACAAGGCACUCACUCCGGCAGACGAGCCCCUCCGCAAGGUUCGCAAGUCGCGCAUCCUGCUGUUCGUCGCGGUGCAGCUCGCUAGCUUCGGGGCUACGUUCGCCGUCACGCAGACCAUCGCUGCAAUUGGCUUCCCUGUAAUCAUAUUCAUGCUGAUACCCUUGCGGACGCUGGUCAUUCCCCGAUUUCCGUUUACUGCCGAGGAGUUAGCGAUACUGGACGGGCCCACUGCGUCUCCAUUUACGAUGGAGUCCGUUGGCGGAGCAAAUUGA
Laetiporus sulphureus 93-53 is the source of this 1812-nucleotide messenger RNA. RefSeq lists its product as uncharacterized. The coding region runs from base 1 to 1812 and encodes 603 amino acids. Lineage: Eukaryota; Fungi; Basidiomycota; Agaricomycetes; Polyporales; Laetiporaceae. The transcript has 7 exons. The record is from RefSeq and is a predicted model, not a curated record. Gene Ontology annotation, cellular component: plasma membrane; fungal-type vacuole. Gene Ontology annotation, molecular function: borate efflux transmembrane transporter activity; solute:inorganic anion antiporter activity. Gene Ontology annotation, biological process: borate transport; monoatomic anion transport; transmembrane transport.